UUUUACCACUGAAGUAGGAAACCUAGGUCUAUGAGUUUUACAAAUUGAUACUGUAGGUAGCUUACAACCACCUUCCAUAGAAAAUAUCCAUAUAAGGAUUAAAUUUUAACAGUGGUUAGUAGGAUAAAUAUCUGAAUUGAAUAAUGGCUGAUCGCUUAACUCAGCUUCAAGAUACCAUAAACCAACAAGCUGAGAAUUUUUGUAACAGCAUCGGAAUUCUACAGCAGUUCUCGUUGCCUAGCAAGUUCCCAGGCUUCGAACGCGGUGGUUCUCAGACUCCUCAACAACCGCAGAGUCAAGAGGAUUAUGCGGUUUUAUUCGCGGCUCUAAUUUCUCGUUGUGCUAAGGACAUUGACACGCUCAUCGAGUCUUUGCCCAGUGAAGAGAGUUCAACUGAGCUGCAAGUGCAAAGCCUUAGGCGACUUGAGGCCGAAAACAAGGAGGCUGCUGAACAACUUGAAGAGGUAGUCCGUCAAGGAGAGAUUCUUCUAGAGAAGAUUCAGGGUGCUCUGAGUGAUAUUGCUCAGUGCCAGUUGGACAUGCAGAAUCCGGCUCUGAUCCUCAACAAGGAUGUGAAACCACAGUUAUAGGGAUGGGGUCUGGGGUUCUACCAACGGUAGUUUCCUCUACAAAAGGAUACGUUAAAACAAGAAUACACAGAAGUAUUGUAGUAUUAUAUGAAUUUCAAAAUUUUGUGUUUGAAAUCUUAAUGCUUAAUGACGAAGAUUUUUUUUUGUUGUUUGCAAAUUUAUUACAGGGCUUUCAUGCCGGUGAAAACUAAAUUGUCUGAAUGUCAUAUUUUUGAAACUAUAAAAAGAAAAACAUAGGUAUGACAUAUAUAAUUUUAAGUAAUCAUUUGUUAUAAUUGAAUAGUUAAGUAUACAUGACUUGUUUAUUCAUUAUUUUCUAUUAUUACAUAAGGCAUAUUUUAAGUCUGAAAGGGUAGGUACCGCCACUCUGCCUAUACAUACUGUAAAGCUGUUGUUUUCCAGUUUUGAAGCACAGGUUAGUUGUUGAUGAUGAUUUUGAGAUGAGUGGCGGCAAUGACUGGGAUCUCUGGGCUAUGUUAAUAUCUCUUAAUAUUAGAUGAACUCGUUCAUCUAUAUACAUAAAAUAAAAUGAACCUAAGGAAAAAGUAAAGCUGAUUGUAUUCAAUGAUGAACAUGAGUUUUAAUUAAAUUAAAAAAUACUUAUGUUUUACGUUUAAUUAAUUUAAUUAAGUUAUUAUGUUUAAUUAAAGGUUUAAUUUUUCUUUUUGUUGUACGCCCUGUAUAUGCUGGAAUGGACUCGAAUCUAAAUAUUAAUAUACUUUAGAGAUUGGAAAUAGAAAACUAUAAUCUUGAAAUGAAAAAAAAUUAUAUAUGAUUGAAAAUAAAUGUUGAUAGCUAAGAGUGUUUUAUUAAAUCAAAUGUUUUAUUUGUAUAAAUUUCAAUACUGAUUCAAUGGUAAAGAAUAGUUUCAUUUAGUAGAAGUAGUGUUCCUUCAGGUUUAUAUAUGUAUUAAUGGUAGCUUAUUUAUAUUUUAGCGUCUGUGAAAGUGCACAUGUGUGGGGAAAUUAGAACAAAGUCGUUAUAUGUGGCUUUACGGUUUCCUCCAAAAAGCGACAGUAAAUUCCCACCUGCUGCUGGGAUGUUAUUUCAUUUCGUCUCAUCUCGUUUUACUUCAUAUAAAUACAUUAAAAUUUCAAAUAAAUGAUCUUCAUUACAUUCUAAUACUAUCAUUGUAGCUUUUAGAUAGCUAAUGGAGCAAGCAAGUUUAUCGAGUAAGUUGUACAUUUUAUUUAUAAAAUUCUUAUUGGCUGGAUGACUUGACAAAGUAUGGUAAAA
This is a messenger RNA of Bombyx mandarina (wild silkworm), 1826 nucleotides long. RefSeq names its product mediator complex subunit 21 (gene MED21). Gene Ontology annotation, molecular function: transcription coregulator activity. Gene Ontology annotation, biological process: regulation of transcription by RNA polymerase II. The record is from RefSeq and is a predicted model, not a curated record. Gene Ontology annotation, cellular component: mediator complex. Lineage: Eukaryota; Metazoa; Arthropoda; Insecta; Lepidoptera; Bombycidae.